Messenger RNA from Mixia osmundae IAM 14324, 1107 nucleotides. RefSeq lists its product as uncharacterized. The record is from RefSeq and is a predicted model, not a curated record. The transcript has 4 exons. Lineage: Eukaryota; Fungi; Basidiomycota; Mixiomycetes; Mixiales; Mixiaceae. Bases 1 to 1107 code for a protein of 368 amino acids.
AUGGGAGCGCUUCUCGGUUCAGUGCGUCACCGAUGCUUUGGUCAGACUUCAGAGACUCUCAUGAGGCUGGUCCGGGACGUGGCCCUGGCGUGCAUUGAGGGGACGAAGGGGGGACGUCUGCACGCGGCAGGCUCGAUCACUGUGAGCACGCCAUUGCUGCAUUGCUUCGUCCUUGGCUCAUUCUCGCGGGCCUAUGUCCUAGCGCGACAGCGACAUGCAGCACCAUCGAGUCUGACCGCCAACUCGCUACAACUGUUUGCCGACGACAUGGCGACAGCCCAGCGACAACAGCAGUCAUCUUCGCAUAUGGAGCAGUCUCUACAGCAGCGUCAGAGAUUCCAAGCAGGCGUACAGCUCGGCUCAGACCGACAUCCGAAUGGCGAAGUAGUGAGCGGCUCGAGCUCUGCAGUGGACGACAGAAGCAAGCCAGCGAUAGACCAAGGAUGGUCUCACACGACGCUAGCGAAGGGCAAAGCUUGGUACAAGCGCCAGAACGUGACGCUCGAGCUCGUCAAUAAGGGGUCCGUCGCGCGAGAUCAUUUGGCGAAUGAACGUACCGUGCUCGCCUGGCUUAGAUCAAGCCUGUCGCUAGCGUCCAUCGGCGUCGCGGUGACGCAGCUUUUUCGUCUGUCCACCAUCCUCGAAAACGGCAGUAGCGGUAGUGCUAAUGCGCCAUCUUCAGCAGUCGCCCAGUCCGCGCUCGCUCAUGUCCAAUCACUUCUGUUCAUCCCGGCCGAAGCACAGCCAGAUGCAUCCUUGAUGGCGCGACAAGGCUCUUCAGAUACAGACGCGACAGAGCAAAUGCUGCUGUCCGCUGUCCGCGCGCUCACAAACGUUGUGAUCGCACAACAGGUAGAGAUAGACUCGAUGAUUACUUCACAGGCCAGCGAGAAGCUACGCUAUCGUCGUCUAGGCAAGCCCAUCGGAGGAACCUUUCUUCUCCUGGCGCUCGUCUUCCUCGCCCUUGGCUUCCACCGCUACUUUGCCGUGCAGGAGGCACUGACGAGGGAUAUGUAUGUUCCGGCCCGCCGCAGCGUCAUCUUUUCCUCCUUUGUCGUCGGCGCGCUCACCGCUGCGGCAUUUGCGAGCAUCUUGGCCAUCGCCUGA